UCGCCAGUCGGCGUCCGGUGUGCACGCCACGCUGUCCGUCGUCCGACGCUCCCUCUCUGCACGCGAGUGUUUCGACCGCCAACGUUUUUUUCUUCGUGUUCCGAGUGUUGUUGGUGUGUCCGUCUCGAACAACGACGUGUUUCGCAUCCCGUAGGUAUACUCUUCCGAAUCAUCAGUGUAAUAUUAUAAUAAUAUCGUUGGCUCCGACGACGUGUCGGACGAAAUCGAACGAAAAUCUUGUUCGUCUGAUCCUCUCCCACCCCUCCCUACACACUUCAAUUUAUACGAUAUCGUUUUGACUACCGAUAGGCGGUGGUGGAUUAUUUUAGAUCGUCGACGUCGAUCAUAUUAUAGUUAUUAUAUUUAUAUCUAUAUACCUACUUACCAAUACCUUGGUAUAAAACUUAGUGUCGUGACGCGGUGAUACUGACGAACAAACGGCCAGCGGCGGCGAUGCGGUCGUGCGUUCGGGCCUCGGGCGGCGCGUGACCGCGUCCCGGUGACGGCGAUUACUGCAUCAAAGUUACGAUGUGGCCGCGUCCACAGUUGCGCCGGCCGUGCGGUGGUCGGUGCUGGUGAUAUCGGUCACCGGCACUAUGUUGUUGACAAUGUUCGGCGGUAGCGCUGGAACAUGUUGGCUACGACUGAUUGCCGUCGUGUGGUCGGUGCACGUGUUGGAUAACUCAUCGACGACUGUCGCAGCAUUACCACCUGUUAUACGGAUCGGAGCGAUUUUCACUCAAGAAGACAAAGACAGUACCACGGAGGUAGCAUUCAAAUAUGCUGUAUACAGGAUAAAUAAAGAUAAAGCAAUCUUGCCGAACACCACGCUUGUAUACGAUAUUGAAUAUGUUUCUCCACACGACAGCUUCAAAGCUUCUAAAAAAGUUUGCCGCUUACUGGAGAGUGGCGUGCACGCAAUAUUCGGACCGUCCGACAGUCACUUGGCCAGUCACAUAGUGUCCAUCUGCGAGUCCGUCAGCAUGCCUCUGCUGCUGACCAUCGCCGACCGCGUGACGGACCUGAACAGACGGCACUUCGUCACGGACAUGUUUCCGGCUCGAGGGCACCUCGGACAGGCGUUCAGGGACCUUAUCAAUUUCCUGAACUGGACGAAAAUCGCGAUCGUGUACGACGACGAAGAAGGUUUGCUGCUGGUACAGAAUCUAAUGAAAAUGUCGAAAACUGACUUUUACGUCCGACAAGUGGAUCAGCACACGCAUAGGCAAGUGAUGAGAGAAAUCAAAGACAAACACAUUUUCAACAUUAUUGUGGACGUUCACCCGCGCAACAUAAACGGAUUUUUCAGAUCCAUACUUCAACUACAGAUGAACGAUUUCCGCUAUCAUUUCCUCUUCACUACAUUCGACCUCGAGACGUUUGAUCUGGAAGACUUUAAAUACAACUCCGUGAACAUAACGUCUUUCAGAAUAGUGGACGACGAAAACCACCGCGUGGUCAACGUCCUGCGCGAGAUGGAAAGAUUCCAGAGAGUCGGGCAGAACAUGUUGCACAAGAGUGGAAUCAUCAGGGCCGAACCUGCGUUGAUGUACGACGCGGUGAACGUGUUCGCUCACAGCAUCGGAUCGCUGGACGGGUCGUCGAAUUCAAUGCAGUCGUCGAACGUUUCGUGCAAAACGUCGGACCGUUGGGCGAACGGUACGUUUCUGUACGACCGACUCAACGCGGUAAGCAUCGAAGGCCUGACCGGUAAAGUGCACUUUGACGAGGGGAGGAGAUCAGACAUCAAGCUGGACUUGCUGAAACUACAUCAGGAGAAAGUGAAAAAAGUCGGCUUUUGGACACCGUCAACAGGCAUCAACAUAACGAAACAUUCCGUAUUUUACGGACACCAAAGCUCCAACGUGACGCUGAUUGUGGUCACCAGAGUCGUAAGUUUAUAUCAUAUAAAACAGUAA
Messenger RNA from Myzus persicae (green peach aphid), 1919 nucleotides. Its product is annotated as glutamate receptor ionotropic, kainate 2-like. The transcript is spliced from 8 exons. Bases 597 to 1919 code for a protein of 440 amino acids. Lineage: Eukaryota; Metazoa; Arthropoda; Insecta; Hemiptera; Aphididae. Gene Ontology annotation, molecular function: ligand-gated monoatomic ion channel activity; signaling receptor activity. Gene Ontology annotation, cellular component: postsynaptic membrane; plasma membrane. The record is from RefSeq and is a predicted model, not a curated record.